Nematostella vectensis (starlet sea anemone) is the source of this 2437-nucleotide messenger RNA. Its product is annotated as actin-related protein 6. Gene Ontology annotation, molecular function: nucleosome binding. The transcript has 15 exons. Lineage: Eukaryota; Metazoa; Cnidaria; Anthozoa; Actiniaria; Edwardsiidae. The coding region runs from base 162 to 1370 and encodes 402 amino acids. Gene Ontology annotation, cellular component: Swr1 complex. The record is from RefSeq and is a predicted model, not a curated record.
UUCAGGUCCUAUUCCCAUUUGAACCCCCGCCCCCUACCAUGCUGGGAAAAGCGGAUAUUCAGCCUCUGGAACCCAAGGGCACGUAAGCGUUUCUUUGGUUCAAGUUUUCUCCUGUUGGGGCUCCUGUGGUAGCCGACUGUUCCAUUGCUCAGCGGAAUCCCAUGCAAUUCAAAAUGGCGACCCUUGUGUUGGAUUGUGGCGCGUGUUCUCAAAAAAUUGGAUUCGCGUCAAACCCAGCUCCGCGAUCAAUCCCGAAUGCAAUAUUCAAAGCAAAGAGUGAGCGACGAAAGUUGUUUAUAGGAGAUCAGAUUGAAGAAUGCAAAGAUUACUCAGCCUUAUUUUACGUGCUGCCUUUUCAAAAAGGAUUUCUUGUGAAUUGGGAUGUGGAAAAGCAGAUAUGGGACUACACAUUUGGUAAAGAAGGCUUAGAGGUAAAUUUCGAAGAUACCACUCUUCUGGUUACUGAACCACAGUUUAACUUCACUUCUCUCAAGGAUGCAAUGGAUGAAAUUCUUUUUGAGGAGUACAAUUUUAAAGCACUCAGCAGGACAACAGCGGCGCAACUAAGCGCAUACAAGUGUCAUCAGGACAUGGUGUCCAAGAAUCCAGUUUGUCUAGUUGUGGACACCGGUUACUCAUUUACUCACAUUGUACCUGUGUUUAAUGGCAAAGUGAUAAAAAAAGCAGUCCGAAGAAUUAAUGUUGGUGGAAAAUUACUCACAAACCAUCUAAAAGAGAUAAUAUCCUAUAGACAGCUUCAUGUUCUAGAUGAAACUUAUGUGAUCAAUCAGGUGAAGGAGGACACAUGUUAUGUAUCCAGUCAGUUUUACAAGGAUAUGGAAAUUGCAAGACAAAGAGGCAAGGAAAACACCAUUGUUAGAGAGUAUGUGCUUCCAGAUUAUACUCACAUCAAGCGAGGAUAUGUCAAGACUGAGCAAGACACCGGCGAGACUAAGAAAAAUGAUACGGAACAGACCCUGAGGAUGAAUAAUGAGCGGUUUACCGUACCUGAGAUACUCUUCCACCCAUCUGACAUAGGUAUUCACGAGAUGGGGAUUCCUGAAGCUAUAGUUGAUUCUGUCAGUGCAGUCCCGCCAGAAAUGCAGCCGCACUUUUAUAUGAACAUCCUGCUUACCGGUGGAAGCGCUUUGUUCCCCGGAUUCAAGGAGAGAAUAUUUGAUGACGUUCGUGCGCUGGCCCCAUGUGACUUCGACAUCGUGGUCAACCUGCCUCCAAACCCCAUUGCCUACGCAUGGGAGGGAGGGUCAACGUUGAGCAAAAGCGACACAUUCACCAAGAAAAUGUGUGUGACGAAAGCAGAAUACGCGGAGCAGGGCAAGGCUAUUUGCAAGGAGAGGUUUGACUCAUGACCUUAUGCUUGUUGCUAGCACGUGCUGUUCACGUGCUGUUCACGUGCUGACAAGGUAACUGCAGAGAACCCACAGGGUACCCAUGGAUCUAGGUGACAAGCAGCAUUGUACGCACUGUUAUGAAAUAGAAAAGACUGAAAGGUUUGAUUUUAAACAGAAUGCUUCCUGCUGAAGUUAACGCAAGGCCAAAUGAUUAACCACAGGGUACCCAUAGGUCUAGGCUAUAAACUGCCGUGUACCUAAGGUCUGGAACGACAAGGGUAAUCAUAUUUAAAUUUUGAACUAAAGUCUUUCUACUGGCAUGGAUUUACGACAGGUAUCCAUAGGUCUAGGCUACAAACAGAUUGUACCAUUAGUAUGGAACAACAAGGAUUAUCAUAUUUAAAUCUUGAACUAGUCUUUAUUGCCACGGAGUUAUGGAUUUAUCAAAAGGCUACCCAUUAGAUCGCAAAAAGUUUUAGGCUACAGGCUAAAAAACAAAAACAAAAAAAAAACUUUUGGUCAAGAGCUUUGCUUGGCCAUUGAGGAAACUAAAUACAUAGUUCAGGACAUCACACCAGACUGUACCUAUUGAUCCGGCCUUACAUUGUGGUCAGUACGCAGCACUCACAAGCUGCAAUCUGAUUGGGCAAAUGAACAAUAACCGCACCUCGACACAAAGAACGAGAAAAAUAGAGACAAAAGAACUCCUUUGUAGAACAAAACUAAUAGGAGACAAUGCAGCUGCGUACUUACUCUUACAUUGUCCAUGAUCCCUAAUAUCAAAGAGCUGUGCAGCGAUAACUAAACCUAGAAACAUGUAACACUAAUGACUAAAACAUUCAUGUCAUUUCUCCUUAUGCUUUUUGAGUACAGGACGUAGCCUCUGUCUAGCGUAGCGCCAAAAUAAAAUCGUAAAAACAAAUCCUUUCCAAUAUCUGGAAUGCCAACCUUAGAUGUUGGGAACCCAAAUUUACGAAACAUUAACAGAAUGUCCGCAACAAUACCCUGUGUUAUUAUUACAUUUGAUAUUUUUACUUUGCGCUCCGUAUUUUAUAUAUGCUAAAAAAUAAAAAGAGGUUCAUGAG